AUGGCGAACAUGAUUCCCCAGCACCACGAAGAUAAGUCCCUCAGUGGGCUGGGUGAAUCCUGUGCCUGGGCUAUGGGUCCUAACAGCUUGGCCGGCGUUCGACACCUAGCCGUCCGAGACGACUACGCUACGAAGGCCGAGUCGGCGAAAAUCAAUGCCAACGGCAAGCUACCGUGGAGACUGCCACAGCACCAGGUGAGGCCCCCAAACGACCUCUCCCUCGAUCAUCCAAGACCUCGAUGA
Molecule: messenger RNA, 243 nt
Organism: Coprinopsis cinerea okayama7#130
Lineage: Eukaryota; Fungi; Basidiomycota; Agaricomycetes; Agaricales; Psathyrellaceae
Exons: 1
Coding region: 1-243 (80 amino acids)
Source: RefSeq, a predicted model, not a curated record